This is a messenger RNA of Musa acuminata subsp. malaccensis (wild Malaysian banana), 616 nucleotides long. RefSeq names its product large ribosomal subunit protein uL14. NCBI's taxonomy places the organism in Eukaryota, Viridiplantae, Streptophyta, Magnoliopsida, Zingiberales, Musaceae. The record is from RefSeq and is a predicted model, not a curated record. Gene Ontology annotation, molecular function: structural constituent of ribosome; large ribosomal subunit rRNA binding. Gene Ontology annotation, cellular component: ribosome; cytosolic large ribosomal subunit. Gene Ontology annotation, biological process: translation.
GGACCCCGCUAGGUAAACCCCGUCGGCGUCGCCGCUCACUCCCUAAUUUUUUAAGAUGUCGAAGCGAGGACGAGGAGGAUCCGCUGGAAAUAAGUUCCGCAUGUCGCUGGGUCUACCGGUGGCUGCCACUGUCAAUUGUGCCGACAACACUGGCGCGAAGAACCUCUACAUUAUAUCCGUGAAGGGGAUCAAGGGCCGGCUGAACCGUCUCCCAUCUGCUUGCGUUGGGGAUAUGGUAAUGGCAACUGUCAAGAAGGGCAAGCCAGAUCUCAGGAAGAAGGUCAUGCCUGCCGUCAUUGUGAGGCAGCGGAAACCUUGGCGCAGAAAGGAUGGCGUCUAUAUGUACUUUGAGGAUAAUGCUGGCGUUAUUGUGAAUCCAAAGGGGGAAAUGAAAGGAUCUGCUAUUACAGGACCCAUCGGCAAGGAAUGUGCUGAUCUGUGGCCUAGAAUUGCCAGUGCUGCUAAUGCCAUCGUUUAAUGAUGUGCUUUUUGCAAGGCUUGCGUAAAUUUGGAGUUUUGUUUCAUCUUGAUAAAUCUAGGACAAUAAUAAUUAUAUCUUCGCUUGUUUCAUAAUUAAACCAAUAAUAAUUAUAUCUUCGGUUUUCUCUUUGUAUCA